Eublepharis macularius is the source of this 3550-nucleotide messenger RNA. RefSeq names its product paired box 2 (gene PAX2). Lineage: Eukaryota; Metazoa; Chordata; Lepidosauria; Squamata; Eublepharidae. The record is from RefSeq and is a predicted model, not a curated record. Gene Ontology annotation, biological process: regulation of transcription by RNA polymerase II; anatomical structure development. Gene Ontology annotation, molecular function: DNA-binding transcription factor activity, RNA polymerase II-specific; RNA polymerase II cis-regulatory region sequence-specific DNA binding. The transcript is spliced from 10 exons. The coding region runs from base 1 to 1296 and encodes 431 amino acids.
AUGGAUAUGCACUGCAAAGCAGACCCCUUCUCCGCGAUGCACCCAGGGCACGGGGGCGUCAACCAGCUCGGGGGGGUGUUUGUGAACGGCAGGCCCCUGCCGGACGUGGUGAGGCAGAGGAUCGUGGAGCUGGCCCACCAGGGCGUGCGGCCCUGCGACAUCUCCCGGCAGCUGCGGGUCAGCCACGGCUGCGUCAGCAAGAUCCUGGGCAGGUACUACGAGACCGGGAGCAUCAAGCCCGGGGUGAUCGGCGGCUCCAAGCCCAAAGUGGCCACCCCUAAAGUCGUGGAUAAAAUUGCAGAAUACAAGAGGCAAAACCCCACCAUGUUUGCCUGGGAGAUCCGCGACCGGCUGCUGGCCGAGGGCAUCUGCGACAACGACACGGUCCCCAGCGUCUCCUCCAUCAACCGGAUCAUCCGAACCAAAGUGCAGCAGCCCUUCCAUCCAACGCCAGAUGGUAGUGGGACAGGAGUGUCUGCACCUGGACAUACUAUAGUUCCCAGUACAGCAUCCCCUCCCGUCUCCAGUGCCUCCAAUGAUCCAGUGGGUUCCUACUCCAUUAACGGGAUUCUGGGGAUUCCUCGGUCGAAUGGCGAGAAGAGGAAACGUGACGAAGAAGUAUCUGAGGGCUCAGUCCCCAAUGGCGAUUCCCAGAGCAGUGUGGAUAGUUUGCGGAAGCACCUUCGUGCUGACACCUUCACGCAACAGCAGCUGGAAGCUUUAGAUCGAGUCUUCGAGCGUCCUUCUUACCCUGAUGUCUUCCAGGCAUCAGAACACAUCAAAUCUGAGCAGGGUAAUGAGUACUCCCUCCCAGCUCUGACCCCUGGUCUUGAUGAAGUCAAGUCGAGUUUAUCCACCUCUGCUAAUCCAGACCUGGGGAACAACGUGUCAGGACCCCAGACCUACCCCGUAGUGACUGGUCGUGACAUGGCCAGCACAACUUUGCCUGGCUACCCACCCCACGUCCCACCAACUGGACAGGGCAGCUACCCAACCUCAACUCUGGCUGGAAUGGUGCCUGGUAAUGAAUGCGCUCUUCCACCUUCAUCAUCGCCUGCGGAACUUUGCUUCCCUUCCAUCCGUCAGUCCAUGAUGUAUUUUAUGAAUGACACCCACCUCUUGCUUUUUACAGGGAGUGAAUUCUCAGGAAAUCCUUACAGCCACCCUCAGUACACAACCUACAACGAGGCCUGGAGGUUCAGCAAUCCUGCGUUACUAAGUUCCCCUUAUUAUUAUAGUGCCACAUCCCGGGGCUCCGCACCUCCCGCUGCUGCCGCUGCCUAUGACCGCCACUAGUUACCACGGAAACCACAUGAAACUGCAGGGUGACAGCCUAGGCCUCCAUAUUGUACCUGUCUGAUGAACAUUCUCCACCACUGGGAAGGAAGAAGAAAAACUCUCCAUUCCCCUCACCUGCCCCUUUCACCCUACCCUCCUCUUUAAGACUACAGAAAAAAACUGGAAUGUUGUACAUUUGCUACCACCAGAUUGAGAAAUUCAUGUCCUUGGCUAUCCAAGCAAGCUACUUCACUGGAUGAUGGCAAAAGCAGGCCCUGGGGCCGCCAGUGCUCCUGCUUCUCCCGCUGACCCACAUGAAUUGUCCCUGGGUUCUUUAGCCUCCAGUUUCUUCCACAAGAGGCUCCCCCAUCUUCUCUAACUGUGAGAGAAAUUUGAGCAAUAUAACCUGCACUGUCUUGUUUUGGGAGCAGUACAGAAAGGGGGUGGCAAAGGAGAAUGCUACUCACAAUUCAUAGUUCCCUCAAAAGAUGAUCUUCUGUGGAAAAACACCUCAAAACGAUGACGAACUGUUUCCAGAAAUCAGAGAGGGAACCAUUUGGUUCAGUCUAACAAAGGGGGAAAGAACUCUGCCGUGUUAUGUGUGUUCCACAAUGGUUUCUUUGUGUGGCCUGUUCCCUCCCAUUUCUCCUUAGGAUGGUUGAAUUAGUUUCAUCUGAAGACUGACUGCGCCCACUAUGAUAUAAUCUUGAGGACUGGAGACUGGCAGCAGGUCACCAACACUUUUAGACACACAGACAUACGGUCAAGUCAGACAACCGGAUGGAGUGACAUCAACCGACCAAACCACAGUCAAAAUGAAGAACUAUAUAAAUAGAUAUAUAAAUAUAACUGUUUUUAAUGAUUUGUCCUGAAGGUCUGUAAAAAGGAAAAGAAAAAAAAAAAGAACGAAUCCCCCGUUUUCUAAAAGGCAAAAAGACCCAGCAAAGAUAAGCUGGCCUGAAUGGCAGACAUGUUCUUCUGAAGAAAAACGUUCCCCUUUCACUCCCGGAUUUCAUUCCUUUUUUAUUAUGCACUAGAAUGUUCGUAUGGGGUGAGACGGAGCGCAAGUGCCAUUCUAUGGGGAGCUGUCCACACAAGACACAAUUAAAGAGCAAAAGAAAGCUUAUAAUAGCCCUGUCCCACCCCUACAUCUCCCACACGCUGGAUUUCUGUGACCAGUCAUCAACUGUUGAAGGGUAAUGGCAACCGAUACUGAGCCAAAAACAAACAACAACCCCACUCCCACCCCCAUUAUUCCUUGGCUCUCUAGCCUUCAAUUCCUGCUACACACAUUAUCAAGGUGGGCCUGGAUAGGGGUAUGGGUGUGCUCUUCUCUCUGUGGUAUUCUGAAGGAAGUGGCACACACCUUAAAAGUUGCACUUUCUUUUGUGUUUAUCCCGCGCUAUGUUUUGGACCGAGUCUUAUGGCAAUCAGCUCAAUGGUCUCCGAGUUCUAGGGGCUGUUCAUGUCGUAGAUUUCUGUAAAAGUUGAACAGCCCUUGGAUUACUUAAGAAUUUCACUUAGUUGGGUUUUUUAAAAAAGCAAAUUUCUCGGGAGAUGGAACUCCCUGCAUUGCUCUGUCCCUCCUUCACGGCAUCUACGAGUCCUGUGACCCCUUGAUUUCCUGUUGCCACCUCACUAUGAAAAACUAUCACAUUGUGAAAACCGCCUCCAUUCUGCAAACUGUCAAAUACCUGGGUCAAAAAUAAACAGGCAGAUGGGGCGAUUUGAUGCCAAAUAGGCACAUCUGCAUUAACCGUGUUGCUUUACUUACAUACAUUGUUGUGCAUGCUGAAUUUGCAGGGGGGGGUGCGCACGUGCGCACGCAGAAUUGAGUGAUUCUAAUUGUGGGGAAGUAUGCAGAAGUUGGCAGGUCUGCUUAUAUUCAUCUAGCAUAAAUCUGAAAUGAAAAAAAAAACUGAAGGGAAUGGAGUUUUGCUAGGUCAGCAGUUCUCCAAAUAUGGCGGUGGGGGGAACAUUCCUGGAGAGACACAAUAUCCUUGUGGCCUCUUCCCAGGGCAUGCAUUGACUCAGCCAGGAGGCAGUAUGAACCCACUUCCAAAGGAAAGGCAUGGGGUGUACCCUGUUCCUUCUACACAUUGUUAAUACCAUGUUGCAAUAAGAGAACACUGUACGGUGGGCUUGCUUUGGUUCAAGAGACCCCUUCUAUAGGGCUUUCAAAGCAUGUCAAUAGUCAGGAGCCCCAGAACUCUUUGCCUCUGUUCUCUGUAACCUGCUUGUUCCAGGUGAAUAAACCAGCUGUUAAAAAUCA